AUGCACAAGGCAGCUUCUUCCACAGCCUCUGCCGGGGGUCCGAGCUCGACAAUUGCUGCAGGCUCAGUCGCGAGCCCAGAGAAGCGUAGACCUUCGGCUUUGGCGUUUUGGCAGAAUCGAGCGAAUCAGCCGAGCGGACUUGACACACAGCCUGGUCAAGCGUCUGCGGUCAGUUCUGGCUUGCGCGGACGAGUCUCUGAGAGGCAAUCAAGCGCCGAUGUGGCACACGCGGAUGCCCUUGAGGGCGCGUUAGCCCAGCGAGGGGACAGACAAGGUGUCGAGCUUGGUCAGAACACGCCUUCUGGCGCUGCUGGGCCCAGUGACCCUGAACGUCCGACGCGAAACGAUCACAGUCCUGGCGAUCGGAUGCGCAGCUUGGACAUGAAGAGAGGAGGCAGCUCUCCGAUGCCCACAUCCGAUCGAAGCGGCAGUGAUCCGGGUCAAAUCCCCAGCAGUCCGAACGCACGCAGCGCUUCAACUUCUAGAAGAGGCAGCCACGACAUCUCCAACAAUGCAAGCGCAUAUCGCCAUCUCGACGGCCAAAGUUCCUCUGGGCCUGGAAGAUCCUCUUCUCGUCUGUCCCGCUCAUACAGCGACACAUCUGUGACAGAGCCGGAAGGUUCGACCUCUGGCUCGCGGCGGACCUCUUUGCGAAUGAGUGUCCCUUCUGAAGAUGGGAGACUCGACGCAAGUCGACCUAUAUCCCCUAGAGCUGUGUCGAGAUCAUCAAAAGCGAGACGGAUACUUAUCAGUGAAGCGCGAAAAAGACAGGAAAAGCGACGCAGCACUUCUCGCAAGAACGCAGAGGACCAGGAAGAUGAGCUCGACCCCCGCUCCGAUGGCGAUGCGGAUCUCAGCGAAGAAGAAGGCGCUGACCCGUUUGUGGCAGGCCAGCGUCGACGCUUCAGCGAUACACUGGCAGCCGAUGCGCAGAAUCUGGGUGCGCGCGCAGUUGCGGAAGUGGCCGCGUCCCUUGCUCCUGUUCACGGGCUGAGAGGAGCCAGCGCCUUAGACGUUUCACGGUCUUUAACACCUGGGGCAAUGUCCAGCAGCACGAGGUCUUUCCAUGAUGCGACCUCGAGCCCAGAAGGCAGCGUGGGGAGCGACAGCACUGCAGAUAGUUUGCAAGAUCGCUCGAUCAUGGUCGAAGCGCGCUCUACUCCUGUACAGCACUCGCCAUACGCAAGCAACGUCAAACGUCGAUCUAGAAGGCAUGUGGAACGGGAGAGCGAGGAAGACGACUCGGGAGACGAGCGGCCAGAGAGACUGUCCCCCAGACCUUCGGAAAUGACUUCCUCGUCGACUCUGCGUCAGGAUGCCCUUGAUGAUGAGAGGGACUACCGCGAACACUCUAUAGCUUCAGCAUCUCGCACUCUUCAGCAGACCAUGUCAGGCGACCCUCUUCGACCGCACGCUGACGAAGACGGGCACGCGAUGGCUGAGCAAGAGCAGCUGCGGACUCCACCAUCGCGGAGUGACAGUGCAUCGACAAUAUUUGGCUCUUCCCUAGCUUCUCUGUCACCGCCGAUGUCCCCCGACGUCUCGACCGGUUCAGAGUACAGCAGCUCCAGCCGGAAUCUGCGACAUACUACAAAGAGUGGAGAGGGCGGCCCGCUCUUGCGGCUCUCCAGACACGCAAAUUUGCCACCGCCUCGACCUUCUCCAACGUUGCCGCCUCCUCCAACGCCUUCUACCGCUACUCCUCGGACCAUUGUAGCUGCGCAGCGAGCAUCUCCGUCGCUCUUCGACUCUUCUAGCGAUCCACUGGCACCCGCGAGGUUGCGCAGCCAAAGCUUAGGACACGCAGGCAGUAGUCUCGAGCGGCAGAGCGGUCCGUUGCUCUUGCCUUCAGACGCACCACUUUUGACUGCCAACGAGGCGGUCAGCCGAUCGCAAGGUAGUAGCCACUCUAAUCGAGCCCGCUCGGGAGCAAAGGAUCAUCUGAUGUCCAGGACUUCGAGUGGUGGAUGGCGUCCUGGCAUUGCGAGCAGCUCUUCCAGUGCAGUGCACCUGCCUCCAACUAAAGAAGAGGAGCUACCUUUGGCAUUGACUACGGCUCCGCUGCCAUCUACAUCACAUGAGCAGACAGAGGAGCGCACAAGCCUCGAAGGAAUCCCAAGAGCUCGGGGCAGACCGAGAGGAGCUACCAUCGGUGCUCUCCCUAGUGGUCAGACUGCUGGCCUGGGUUCUCGGUACACUGCACCCGCUCGUACCCGGCCACGCUCAAUGCUUGCGAAUGAAAUCCUCAUUCCUGGCGGACCCGAGAGAGCCGGAAGCGGCAGUGAGACGGGAGAAAAUGCGCUUGAGUUGCCUUCAGACGCGUGCGCGUCUACAAGCUCACGCGGCGACGCGUCCGGCGUCAGCGCACCCAACGGUUCCUCGCAGUCGCGCCGAACAUCUAUCAGCACGCCAAGUGCCGCAACGACGGACACGAGCAUCGGAAGCAGCGACCCCAGUGCGAAUAACCUUCCAACGUUGGAUUUCAGCUUUUCACGCAUGCCAAGCCAUCCGGUCGAGGCGGGAGCUCUUUCUCCAGUCGUCACCACCCUCAACGAAGCAUCAGGUAGAAGCUCAAAAAGCAACAGUAUCAGUCACAGCGCCGACGAGCCUGCAGAAGGACGAGAAACGAGAUCGAUGAGCAUCACUUCGGAGACUGCGCGAACCCAGCCACUUCCAGUCUCUAGCGCGGGCAACGGGUACCACACUCCUUCGAGUAUGAUCAGCGGUGGACGCAGCCGAAGCGGCAGCACCGCCAGCCUCCUGCAACAAGUACAGCACCCGCGCUCGCACGCCAGCUUCGUCAUUGCCGUGGUGGGUCACGCAGGCUCGGGCAAGUCGACUGUCAUCAAAAAGGGUCUGCGUCAAUUUGGCCUGUCCAAGCCGCAAAUUCUUUCGGAAAAGAUCGCCUCACAUUCGACGCUGUGCAUUGUGGACCAGGAACAGCGCACGAUCGAAGUUCUCGAGAUAGAUGCCAUGGUCCUGCUCAAUGGCCCGAACAAGCGCUUUGCGUGGCCAAAGUUCCUUCCGCACAUCGAUGCUGUCAUUCUUUGCUAUGAUGCGGCACACGUGUCGUCGUUCCGAGGAAUGUCCGAAUUGCUGGGUGAGUAGCUCUGAACUUUGCGACCACGCAGGGUAGUGAGUGCCGAUGUUCACUCGACGCUACAUGCCCCACAGAGAAUUUUGCGAUGCAAGAAGUCUGCACUGUGAUGCUGGCAUGCAAAUCAGAAAUCUUCCCCAAGAAGGUGGAUCCGUACUACGCCUCCGACAUGGCUGCCGUGUACAAUGUAGGCCUUGCAGAGUGCAGCGUGCAAAGUGAAGAGGGCAAGAAGCGGAUGCGAGACUGCUUUUCGUACCUUGUGAAGGAGGUGGCGAAAGCGCGAGGCAGCCGAAGGUCCAAUCCAGACUCGCUGGGUAUGGGAAAUACCAACCGCAGCUACUCGGAUUUGCCCGCGAGUGCGUCGAUGAGCUCAUCGGGCAGCCAGCACACCAGUCCUGCACUCAGCUCCGGCGGCUUCUCUUCCUCGGGAGCAGCCGACAACAGUCGCCUUGCUCGAUCCGUCCAGCAGCAGUUGCACGUACAACAAGGGCAUGCUCACAAUGCUGCGCGCGCCGGCAGUACCCGAAAGAUGAGCGAUGCGACGGUGGCUUCGAUGGACGCGCCGUCCUUCGCUGGCAGCCACGACACGGAAGACGACGCUGCAUUCCAGCAGAGCAUCUCUAAAGCGCAACUUGGACUGCAAAGCGCCAAGUCGGCGGGUGGCUACAUUAGUAUUGAAGAGCUGUGGGAGCGCCUCUUCGUCGGUGCGGUGACGGGUGACGGUGAGAUGUGCUGCGAGCUUGCAAGUCGAGCAGCAGCCAAACUAAUCACUUUUCUCCCCAUCUACCAGACGAGAAUUUCUUGCCCAUGUUCAUGACCUUCUACAGAGGUUUCGCACGCCCAGUCGAGUUGCUGCGCCAGAUCAUUUCGCGCUUUGACAAAUUAGCCGAAAGCGAAGCUUCUGAUGGCAUCGUGCCCCGCUUCUCUAUGAUGCGGUAAGCUGGACUGGUACGAAAGCAGCAGCGCCAAAGCCAUUUGUCUGACCUGAUUCCCCUCCUCGUCGUGCUACUCGUAGCUUGACUGCAAUGCUCGGAAGCUGGAUGCGAGAAUAUCCUGGCGACCUUUCAGGCUCAGAGACCUUCGCUCAACUCUGCGAGUUCUUCGAUCGCUUGUUGCGCCACACCGCCACGAUGCACGUUGCCGCACCUCUGGAGCCCCUGCUCGACACUGUGCGCCUUUCUGUGGAUCCCGAUGCCGCAUGGAGCAAGAAUCAGGACAACGACAAACCUCGUUCUGUCGCAGCCGAUGUGCCGCCCGUCAGACCCAAUCUUCCUGCAGGCAGAACUGGCGCCAGCAACGACAGUGCCGUGCACGCAAACGUGGCACACCUCGCCAACGAGUCGUACCAAGAGAUGAACCGGCUACGAGCCUACUCGGACAGCUCUGGCAAUAGCGCACCGCUGCCAGAAGCUGCUGUCUCCGGUGAAAGCAACCAGCAUCUCUCCCGUCCAGACCUAUCUUCGAGGCAUCGCAGCGCUUCUGACGCCACUGAAUCGAGCGAAGGUCAGCGCAGCGGAACUGGCAGCACGACGACAAGCUCCAACUCCAUCCCGCGCCUACCGGCAGCACCGAGUCAGGAAGCCAUUCAGAGCGCCCCAUCUCUACAUACGCCGGCACCAUCACUCGUAUCGCCAUCGAAGUUGUCACAGUCAACAACCCCUUCGACGCUCUCGAAGAUCUCUUCUGGGCCGCUGGAGUCAUCAGAGGGCCUUACUGGGACACGUAAAUUGGCGCUUCGCAGCGUAUCUAACGCGCUGUGCGAUUUGCACGAGGAUUCGAUCGCUCAAGAGCUCACUAGGAUCGAAUGGGGUCUGUUUUGUGCCAUUCGACCCCGGGAUCUGCUGCGUCACAUUCUAGUGGCGAGAGAGCUGCGAGCGAAAGACGGACCAGUCGCUCGAUCCAUUGCCCACUUCAACUACGUGUCGUACUGGGUCUGCACCAUGAUUCUGAUGCAAAGCAAGGCGAAGGUUCGCGCGAAGAUGCUAGAGAAGUUCAUGAGGGUGGCAUCCUUGUUGCGGAACGUCAACAACUACAACACGCUCCAUGCUGUGCUUGCUGGUCUCGGCAAUGCCUCAAUACAUCGACUCAAGACAACUCGAGAUCUUCUCAAUGGCAAGCCUGUCAUCAAGUCGUAUCAGAGUCUUGCUCGCUUGAUGGGCAGCGAUCGAAGCUUUGCUGCUUACCGAAUGGCUCUGGAUAAUUCUGCAGGCCGUACCAUCCCGUACCUGUGAGCACCCUUAGAAGAUUUGCGCGCCCGCGCAAGCUGACCUCACUUCGCUUGCUUUGUGAUCACAGCGGUGUGCAUCUGCAAGACAUCUUAUCGACCUCCGAUGGCAAUCCUUCGAAGCGCGCCAAUGACGGCAUGAUUCACUGGCGCAAGUUCAAGUUGAUGGACGAAGCAGUGCAGGCUAUCACGCGAUGCCAAAAUCACGACCCGCCAGCUGGUCGGAGCAACACCAUGAUCGAGAAGCUCAUUUUGGACUUGCCAGUAUUAGACGACGAUGUAUUAUACGCUCGGUCGCUAGCUGUCGAACCACGGGCAUCUGCGCAUGCUGGCUCUACCCUGACAUCGAGCAAGAUCAAGGAGUUCUUCCACGCGAACUGA
This is a messenger RNA of Ceraceosorus bombacis, 5702 nucleotides long. NCBI's taxonomy places the organism in Eukaryota, Fungi, Basidiomycota, Exobasidiomycetes, Ceraceosorales, Ceraceosoraceae. The record is from the annotation of a GenBank genome assembly.